Molecule: messenger RNA, 1410 nt
Organism: Arabidopsis arenosa
Lineage: Eukaryota; Viridiplantae; Streptophyta; Magnoliopsida; Brassicales; Brassicaceae
Source: the annotation of a GenBank genome assembly
AGGGUUUUGAAGCAAGGUUUCUCGCGAUUUUCUCGAGUAUCGCCCAUGGCGAAACCAAGUCGUGGCCGUCGCUCCCCUUCCGUGUCUGGCUCAUCAUCUCGUUCCAGUUCCAGAUCUCGUUCCCGCUCCGGUUCUAGUCCCUCCAGGUCUCUUUCCCGCUCCCGCUCCCCUUCUAGAUCGCUCUCUUCAUCCUCAUCUCCUUCCCGGAGCGUCAGUUCUGGGAGUCGCAGCCCUCCUCCUCGUGGAAAGAGUCCUGCUGGACCUGCUAGGCGAGGUCGCUCUCCUCCUCCUUCACAAUCUAAAGGAGCAUCUUCACCUUCUAAGAAAGCUGUUCAAGAAUCUCUUGUUCUUUAUGUUGAUUCUCUUAGCAGGAAUGUGAAUGAAGGCCAUCUCAAAGAAAUAUUUGGCAACUUUGGUGAAGUUAUACACGUCGAAAUUGCAAUAGAUCGAUCUGUUAAUCUUCCAAAAGGACAUGCUUAUGUUGAGUUCAAGGCAAGAGCUGAUGCUGAGAAAGCGCAGCUGUUCAUGGAUGGUGGCCAAAUUGAUGGAAAGGUUGUUAAAGCAACGUUCACACUACCGCCUCGUCAGAAAGUAUCUUCACCCCCUAAACCUGUCUCAACUGCACCAAAAAGAGAUGCUCCAAAAUCUGAUAAUGCUGGUGCUGACACUGAGAAAGAUGGGCCCAGGCGCCCAAGAGAGACAUCUCCUCAACGGAAAACAGGACUUUCUCCGAGAAGGCGAUCACCUCUACCUAGGAGAGGCUUAUCACCUAGGAGAUUUCCUGAUUCUCCCCAUCGCCGGAGGCCGGGCUCUCCUAUCCGUCGUCGCGGUGAUACACCUCCCAGGCGUAGGCCAGCAUCACCAUCUAGAGGCCGUUCUCCAUCUUCUCCGCCUCCAAGACGAAACAGAUCUCCUCCAAGGGGGUCCCCUAGAAGAAUCCGUGGCAGUCCUGUUCGAAGACGGUCUCCUCCUCCUCUAAGACGAAGGUCUCCACCUCCAAGGAGACUACGCAGUCCUCCCAGAAGAUCUCCAAUCCGCAGGCGUAGCCGAUCCCCAAUUCGUAGGCCUGGUCGUUCUCGUUCAAGGUCCAUCUCACCCCGCAGGGGACGAGGUCCAGCUGGGAGACGUGGGAGGUCAUCUUCUUACUCUAGUUCGCCAAGUCCCAGAAGGAUUCCUAGGAAGGUUUCAAGGAGCCGCAGUCCUAGGAGGCCACUGAGAGGAAAAAGAAGCAGCAGUAACAGCAGCAGCAGCAGUUCACCGCCACCACCACCUCCACCUCGCAAAACAUAAGAUGAUAAAAAGUGUUCAAAAAAAAAAACUUGAGUCUUCAUGUAGCUCUCUUUCUCCAUCCUUAUCUUUAUCAUCUGUCUCGGCCUCUUUUCUUAUAACAGAUAAAAUGUUUACCAGUGA